AUGGGUUCGGUUGAAGUGAAAAUGCGAAAUGCGUGCCACAAAAACAAGACAACUUCAUCGGAAAGUAGAGAGAGAAUGGGAGAAGAAGAGUCCCGUGUUAGGUUGUUUGAGACAAAGGAAGGAAGAUUCCGAGGAGUGUACAAGGUAUUUGCAUCCACAAUAUUUGCUGCUAUUUGUCUGAUUUGGGUGUAUAGAGUGGGAAGCAUGGGGGAAGUUAGAAGAGGAAGGUGGGCAUGGAUGAGUGCUAUGGUUUCAGAGUUUGGAUUUGGAUUGUAUUGGAUCAUCACUCAGUCUGUUCGGUGGAGAAUAGUCUAUCAGACACCUUUCAAGCACAGGCUCUCCCACAGAUACGACGAGGAGAAUCUACCAGAAGUAGACAUUUUUGUGUGCACUGCCGAUCCAAAACUGGAGCCUCCAUGCAUGGUGAUUAACACGGUGUUAUCAGCAAUGGCAUACAAUUAUCCUGCAAAUAAAUUGAACGUGUAUCUCUCUGAUGAUGGAGGGUCUGAGUUAACAUUCUAUGCUCUCUUAAAGGCCUCCAUUUUCUCCAAACAUUGGUUACCUUUUUGUAGAAGAUUCAAUGUUGAACCUAGGUCCCCAGAGGUAUUCUUUGCUCAAAAUUGUAGCAGCAGCCCUACCACUAAGUAUGGCAAAGCAUGCUUAUUUAUCAAGAAAUUAUACGAAGAAAUGAAAGGUGAGAUUGAAUCAGCCGCAGCAAGUGGAAAGCUUCCAGAGAAUGUGAGGAAUCAGCACAGAGGAUUCUCAGAAUGGAAUCCAAAAACAACAAAGCAGGAUCACCAGCCUAUCGUGCAGAUUAUAGUCGAUGGAAGGGACAGAAAUGCUGUAGAUGAAGAUGGAGUUCAACUUCCAACAGUGGUUUACAUGGCACGUGAGAAACGACCCAACCACCCUCAUCACUUCAAAGCUGGAGCUAUCAAUGCACUGAUAAGAGUGUCAUCCGAAAUAAGCAACGCCCCUUUCAUCCUCAACUUGGACUGUGAUAUGUACUCCAAUAAUGCAGAUACAAUUCAAGAAAUACUGUGUUUUUUCCUCGAUGAAACAAAAGGUGAAGAUAUAGCUUAUGUACAAUUUCCACAAAGCUAUAAUAACAUCACCAAGAAUGACCAUUAUGCAAAUUCUUAUCUCGUAAGCGGUAAGGUUGAGUUGGCUGGCAUAUGCGGAUAUGGAGCAGCCUUGUUCUGUGGAACUGGAUGCUUACAUAGAAGAGAAAGUCUUUCAGGAUCUUACUUAAGAGAUUACAGAGUAAAACGGGACAUGAAGCCUAAAAGAAACGAUAACAGAACAAUUGAUGAAGUGAAUGAAGCGUCGAAGGCUCUUGCCACUUGCACCUAUGAGGAGGGCACGCAAUGGGGGAAGGAGAUGGGAUUAGUAUAUGGUAUUCCAGUAGAAGACAUUGCGACUGGCCUUGUAAUCUCGUGUAAGGGUUGGAAAUCUAUUUAUUACAACCCAGAAAGGAAGGCAUUCGUGGGCACGGCUCCAACAACCUUGGAUGUAGCCUGUCUUCAGCAUACGAGGUGGUCAGAAGGCAUGUUCCAAGUUUUCUUCUCCAAGUAUUGCCCUUUCAUUUAUGGGCGUGGGAAGAUACACUUGGGUGUACAAAUGGGAUACUGCAAUUACCUCUUGUGGGCUCCAAUGUCACUGCCUACUCUUUGUUACGCCAUUGUUCUUCCUAUUUGCUUGCUUCAUGGCAUUCCAUUGUUCCCUCAGCUCUCAAGCACAUGGGUGCUUCCAUUUGCGUAUGCAUUUCUUGCAACCUAUGGCUAUAGCUUGUGUGAGUAUUUGAAUUGUGGAUCCACGACAAAGGGUUGGUGGAAUUUGCAAAGAAUAAAAUUCCUCCAUAGAAUCACCUCUUAUCUCUUUGGUUUCAUUGACACUAUGACCAAGCAAUUAGGACUGUCACAGACAAACUUUGUCGUCACAGAUAAAGUGGUUACUGAGGAUGUUUGGAAGAGAUAUGAGCAAGAAAUCAUUGAGUUUGGGGGCUCUUCAAUCAUGUUGACCAUAUUAUCAACAGUGGCUUUGCUAAACCUUUUUGGUCUGGUUGGAGGAAUCAAGAGGGUUCUAAUGGAUUUGGAAUUCAGUUCAAGCCAAUUCAUGGUGCAGAUCACAGUGAGUUUAUUGGUGGUAAUGAUCAAUUUACCUACAUAUGAGGCACUGUUCAUUCGUAGUGAUAAAGGCUGCAUAUCAUCCUCCAUUAUGCUCAAGUCCAUUGUCUUGGCUUCAUUAGCAUGCUACCUAGCAUCUUUCAUUUGCUAG
Sphenostylis stenocarpa is the source of this 2277-nucleotide messenger RNA. The record is from the annotation of a GenBank genome assembly. NCBI's taxonomy places the organism in Eukaryota, Viridiplantae, Streptophyta, Magnoliopsida, Fabales, Fabaceae.